UUUUAAACAGAUGACGACUUGAUUGAAAGUUGUCAAAGUUAACAGUCGUUUCUAAACUGAAUGGCAAUGAUAUUUAAUGCAAUGUCUGAUACUUCUUAAAUAAUUAAUAUGACGGCGCGCUCAAUUUUACAAGUUUUCGAUCAAUAUCAGAAAGCGAGAUUGCUCUUCGUACAAUCUGUUGCGGAUUUGUCCUCAAAGCCAAGCAACAUCGAUUGCCUAGAAGCGGCGGGAGUGAUAGACCUCUUACGUCCUUUAUUAACGGAUGCUGUACCACCCAUUCAACAUAUGGCGGCAAUUGCUCUGGGCAAGCUAGCGAAUCACAAUCCCAAAUUGGCGCACGCCGUUAUUAGAAAAGAUAUAUUAUCGCACUUGCUGAAGAACAUAGACAAACAAAAUAAAUGUUAUAAGAAAGCGGCGCUUUUCGUCCUGCGAGCAAUAGCCAAGCAUUCGCCGGAAUUGGCGUUAAUAGUGGUACAUAACGAUGGCUUGCAAACAAUAGUCAGCUGUUUGGAAGAUUUCGAUCCUAUAGUAAAGGAAGCAGCUGCGUGGGCAUUGGGAUAUAUCGCAAGACAUAAUAAGAAUUUGGCUCAAGCGGCAGUGGAUGCUAAUGCGGUACCUCUCUUAAUACUGUGUUUGCAAGAACCCGAAUUGUAUAUUAAACAAAUCGGUGCGUCGGCUAUUAGCGACAUAAGUAAGCACAGUAUUGAACUCGCGCAAGCAGUGGUGGAUGCUGGAGCAAUCUUCUUCCUUGCGAAAACUCUGGCCAAUCUCGAUGCCAAGGCAAAGCGUCAGGCGUUAUUAGCAUUGAGCAGUAUAGCCAAACAUUCUGCAGAUUUGGCAGAGGCUGUGCUUGAGACAGGAAUCUUUCCAGACGUUUUGGUACACAUGGCGCAUCCGGAUGAGAACGUCGGUAGAGUCGCAGCGAUUUUAACUAGAGAGAUCUGCAAACACACAUUUGAAUUGGCGCAGCUUAUAGUAAACAUUGGAGGUAUCGCCGCUCUUAUCGAAUUAAUUAACACCUCCAAGUCGGCAACCAGAUUACCGGCAAUCAUGGCACUCGGUUAUAUUGCCGGUCACUCCGAUCAACUGGCCGUGGCUGUAAUAGGAUCCAAAGGUAUCGUACAAUUAGCGAUUGUAUUGCAAGAGGAAACGGAAGAUCAUAUUCUUGCGGUAACCGUCUGGGCUAUCGGACAAAUUGGCAAACAUACAUCUGAACAUGCGAAAGCGGUUGCAGUUGCAAACAUAUUGUCCAAGAUAUUGGAGCUGUAUAACAAUCCGAAGAGUUCCGAAGAUCUCAAAGCGAAGUGUUACACUGCGUUAAAACAAAUCCUGCAGAAAUGCAUGCAUGUCGAAGCUCUCGAAUCCCUGUUGCACAACGUGCCUCCCAAUAUCCUGAAAUAUAUAUUAGGACAAUUUAGUAAGAUUUUGCCAAAUGAUUCAAGGGCAAGAAGACUAUUUGUAACAUCUGGUGGUUUAAAGAAAGUGCAAGAGAUUCAAGCAGAACCUGGUACUACGCUUUCAGAAUACAUAACAAUUAUCAAUUGCUGUUUCCCGGAAGAGAUCGUCAGGUACUACUCGCCCGGUUAUCCAGACAGUCUUCUGGAAGCUGUAGAACAAUAUCAGCCAAAGUGUCUUUUCGUUUUUAAUCACAAGUCGUCAUCCGAAAACCUGGGUUCCAGUUUGCCUGCGUCGCUUUACAACGAUGAGAAAUAAGAUUCUAAAUUAUUUCUACCAUAUUCCCUUUACAAAACGAAAAAUAUUAUUUAUUACGCGAUUUAAUAACGAAUGUAAUUAUAUUUUUUAUGUUGAUUCCCAUAUAGUACAAAUUUUGCAACGAUAUUGCUGCAAUAUAACUACAAGAUCUGUGCUGUAUGGGUUGAAUAUAUACGUCAAUGUAAUUUUAAAUUUUAAUAUUGAAAUAUCAUUGUUGUACUUCAUUUACUAGGCAAUAAUUGCCUAAGGACAAGAUUUUUUUUUUUAUUUAAUUGUAAAACUUUGCCGAUCGCAUGAUUGAUACAAAUUAUCAAUUCGGAAAAUAGUGAAAGUCUAUAUUAUUCAUAUUAUAUUAUUCUGCUUGAAAGUCUAUAAUAUUAUUCAAUUCGUAAACAUAGCAUGAAACACCAGAAAAUUAUGGCGUAACAUAUUAUCGACUGAAAACAUAGUUCAAUUUGUCAUUAAUUCGUUUUGAUGAACAAGAUGGCCAUUCUGAGUAGUUUUCAGAUCCCUCUCUAUCUUUCCAUGUGCUCGUGAAAAAGGUUAUAUAGGAAAUAGUAAAACGAUUUAAUUAAAUCAUUGAAUUUAUUUAUAUUCAAAAAUUAUAGUUUUUUAUUUGUUUGAGUUUAUUUUAUUAUCGACUAAAAAAAUAUGAAUAAAGAAACUAAACUCGGAAAAACUCAGCGAAAAGUUUUUAAGCGUAAUCGAAAAGAUGACGAGGAGUCUACUUCGGAUAAAAUUAAGAAGCAUGCAAAGUCGAAAGUGUUGUAUAAUCGAAGAUAUAUGGCACCUUUGAAGAAAAACGGAAAAAUGAAUAUGAUCCUAACGAA
This is a messenger RNA of Pogonomyrmex barbatus (red harvester ant), 2543 nucleotides long. RefSeq names its product sperm-associated antigen 6. Gene Ontology annotation, molecular function: microtubule binding. Gene Ontology annotation, cellular component: microtubule cytoskeleton. NCBI's taxonomy places the organism in Eukaryota, Metazoa, Arthropoda, Insecta, Hymenoptera, Formicidae. The record is from RefSeq and is a predicted model, not a curated record. Gene Ontology annotation, biological process: cilium movement.